This is a messenger RNA of Drosophila pseudoobscura, 517 nucleotides long. RefSeq names its product endocuticle structural glycoprotein SgAbd-9. Lineage: Eukaryota; Metazoa; Arthropoda; Insecta; Diptera; Drosophilidae. The record is from RefSeq and is a predicted model, not a curated record. The transcript is spliced from 3 exons. The coding region runs from base 91 to 462 and encodes 123 amino acids.
GAAACAUCGUAUGCAGAUCUUAACUUUUAUAUAGUUAGGGGCUCAAGUCUGAUGGUUUAGUAUCGCUUGGUAUUUUCAGCGCGCACCAACAUGGCUUCAGCGAAACUGCUACUUUUCACGGCAUUGGUGGCCAUCAUGGCGGCCAGGUGCUCUGGAGGUCUCCUUGACUAUAUUUAUCCGACGAUUGUGACGGAGUUCUACAAUCAAGCACCCACCAAAGAGGGCUACCGUUUCAACUUGGAGGAGCCCAACGGCAGCAAGCGGGAGGAGAUCGGUGUCAUUAUGAAUCCCGGCACGGACAAGGAAGAACUGGUCGUGAUGGGUUCUUACUCCGUUUACGAUGAGAAGACUGACACCGACACUGUCACCAUGUACACGGCCGAUAAGGACGGCUACAAGGCGCGCUAUCAGCUGAAGAACCGCAAAUUGAGCCCUGGCGCUCUGAAGUCCGCCGCUGGAUAAGAACUCGGUGUUUUACAAUAAUUUGUAAAUAAAAAUAUAAAACAUUUAAAAACUA